Molecule: messenger RNA, 2805 nt
Organism: Kluyveromyces marxianus DMKU3-1042
Lineage: Eukaryota; Fungi; Ascomycota; Saccharomycetes; Saccharomycetales; Saccharomycetaceae
Gene: MNN4
Product: LicD family protein
Exons: 1
Coding region: 1-2805 (934 amino acids)
Source: RefSeq, a predicted model, not a curated record
AUGCCUUCGAUAGUGCACUUGGUGCAUAUCCCGAGGAAAAAGCGGUUCAUACACAUUUUCUUGGCAUUUAUUAGUGUAUUUGUGGUAUUGCAUUUGAUAAGCCCGCUUUAUGGCCAGGAGUUUGAGCUAUUGAACUACAAGCAAGUAGCAGAGUCGAUAGACGCGUUCAGGGCACAUGCGCCUGCACAUGUGGUGCAGUUUUACCAGAAAUUCCGGUACAAUAACGAGCUCAGGUACCCGAAAGAGUACGAUCUACGUGAAGAUCUUUUGAAGAUCAGGUAUGGGAAGAACAAUGGGUCGUACUGGGGGUCGUUUGAGGAGGUGAAAUACUACGAUGCGGAUCCCCGGAUGGUGUGGUCGGUUUAUUUGAACGAAUUGGAGAGACGGGAGUACGAUGAGGUGCCAUUUGCGUGGUACGAUUGGGCGGAUUUCCAUGAGUACAACAAGUUGCUUGCGAUGGGGCCCGAGCAAGUGCCAUGCGAGUUUCUCUUCCAGAACGCGUUUGAUCGGGACAAGCUACGGGAGGUCGAGCGUGAGAUUGGGGAGGAGUUGUUCCAUGUGGACCGGGAGGCGUACGAGGGGCAACGGUGGUACGAGACGCAGAUGCAGGCAUCGGAUAAGAAUGUGAUUCGGCUUCUAGCGAAGCAUUGUGCGGUGGCUGAGACGGUGAACGGGUCGUCGUCGUCGUCAACGUCGAUGAGUUAUAGGUGGGGCGAGAACGUGCGGGUGCUUGACUUGUUCGACAAGGUGCGUGCGGAGGUGUACCAGUUCCAGGCGCGGUCCUUUGUGUUGAACACUUUGCAGCCUCCGAGAUCGCUAACGAUGGUUAACGGGCCCACCGAUGUGUUGCAGUUCAACGUCAGGCAGAGCAGGCAGAACGCUAGCGACUACGAGACCGUGGUUUCGUCUGGGAUGCUGGAACGGUUCGUGCGAGAAACUGCUGCUGGAGAAGAAGAACAAGAACAGGGGCCGAGAUUCGACCAUAUCUCGAAGUUCAAGAAGUUUGUGAAGUCUGAUGCGGCCCAGAAACACCGGUUGGUGAUCAAGGAGCUCGACGAGACUCGUGCAGUCAUGCACGAUGACUCGCAGGGAUACAUGAUGUUGCAGGAAUCCGACUUCGAGUUCGAUGCCCAGGCGAAGAUCCGGGAGUUGGAGGCCCGCGAACAAAAAGAUAGUGACAAUCCGUUAUCACCACACGAUCGCGCGUACUUGGACUCGCUCAGGUUCUCGAUGUCGAUGCACUUCGCUUUCACGCCAAAGUACUUCCACGAGGCGUCUCACGUGCAAGCGUUCAAGAAGUAUGGGGCCCAUUUCGACAAACGGUUCUUCAACGGCCCGCUUAUCGUUGAACAACCUCAGAUGGAGUUGAGAUUGGAUUCGUUGAUCCGCAACUUCCAGAAGUUCGCGAACGCGAACGGCUUGGUAUCGUGGCUCGCCCAUGGUACGCUUUACGGAUGGCUCUACAACGGCAGGACGUUCCCAUGGGACAACGACGGCGACUUGCAAAUGCCCAUCAGACACUUGAACAUCCUUGCGCAGUAUUUCAACCAAACGCUAGUGCUCGAGGACCCUUCAGAGGGGAACGGCAAGUUCUUGAUCGAUGUGACAAGCUCCAUCACGCAUCGCAUCAACGGUAACGGCUUGAACAACAUCGAUGCCCGGUUCAUCGACAUUGAUUCGGGUCUUUACAUCGAUAUCACCGGUCUUUCUGUUUCUACAUGUCCUGAAACUGGUUUCAACAAGUACUACAAAGAGCGUUCGAAGGAUAUCGAUUCCAGGGACAUCAAGUUCCGUGAUCCCAAUUUGAUCCCGGGGCUCAACGACUUGAGCUUAGAGCAGCUCUUAGAAGAGGUCAAGCAGAGACCCGAUGACUUCCCUGGCGCUCAAGCACUCAUUGAAAAGCUGAUCAAAAAGUUCAGAGUACAAACACGAAGAAGGGCCUCUCCAGAAGCGAACUUGAGCCCCGAGCAAAUCUACAAUAUGAACCACCAGUUGAAGUUGUACAAUUGUAGGAACUUCCACUUUGUGUCGUUGGAUACCCUCAACCCAUUGAUCAAGACAACGUUCCAUGGAGUACCUGCUUUGGUGGCAGAAAAGCAUAUCACGUACCUCAACAACGAAUACAGAGUUCCAACAGCGUACCAGUACAUGAAAUUCAGGACCAAUGCUUUCGUACCCGAGUUGGGAAUCUGGACCACCACCUCGGUGCUUUCCAAGCUAAUGAACAAGAACCAGAUCAACGAGAAGGUGCAACCGGUACACAAGCCGAUAAGCAGUCUACGGCCAGAAGACGUCUACAAAUUGUUGGAAAACAUGGCCAAUACGGGCAUGUCGGAGUUGCUAGCCACCAUAUACAAUUCUAUGCCAAUCAACCAGUACCGUGUGAAGGAAAUGGAAAUCGCUUACGACAAUAACCUAUCACGAAACGAUAAGAUCAAGCUACUAAACAUGUUGAGAAACAAUGUUGGCCCGCACUUGCCACGAUCCCAGAAGGAUCCAUGGUUAUACAGGUACGAGAGACGGAUGUGGGAAGAGAUGGUGCGAACCAGGGAAGAAGAUUGUUCGAACGCUAGACAAUUCGUGGACAACAAGAUGGCGUAUAAUCUGUGGUACGCUAUCAUCAAGGUUGCAGAACGCAAUUAUCCAAUGUUCAAGAUAUCUACUUCGGAGAAGCCUCCAGUAGAGAAGGCUAUAGUGGCCGAGGGAACGGUCGAUCUAAACAAGGUGGGUGCCCCAGUGUUCCAAACUGGCCAUCUAAGAUACAGUAACAUUUUCCAAUCGGAUCCAAAUAUUCUCGAUCGAUAG